AUGGAUAUCACGAAUCUAGAGCCGGAAGAGACAAGGGAAGAACAACAUCCCUCUGAGGAUCGCACAACGGCCACUGUUUUGAUGGAAGUUUGCGGCGUGGCUCUUUUCUUCGGCCAGGCUGCUGCUACCGCAAAGAAGAUGUACGACCGUUAUACAACCGACGACAUCAGCUCAUCUACCAUCCUCCACAUACGAGUAUACAUGGCCAUAUAUCUCUUUUUAGGCAUCCUAGCAGCCGAUGUGGUAUCCGGAAUUGUCCACUGGGGCGCUGAUAACUGGGGAAGCGGAACUUGGUCAGGCAUCGGCCCUGCCUUCAUCCAGCCCUUUCGAGAUCACCACACCGAUCCUCGGUCUAUAACACGACAUGGCUUCUUGGAGCUCAAUGGGAACAACUUCAUUGUCAGUAUUCCAGCGCUCUGGGUGGCAUCGUCUGCCCUUGGGUCGCAAGACAGCGCCUCGGCUCUUACUACAGCCACCUUCUGGCUCUCGUUUGCGUUCUUCUGCGGAUAUACGAACCAGUUCCACUGUUGGGCUCACAUGGAAAAUCCUCCCAUGUUUGUGAGAGGUUUGCAGGAUGCUGGUCUGCUCAUGUCACGGCAGCACCAUCAUUUGCACCACAUACGCCCCCAUGACUGUUAUUACUGCAUCACAACAGGGUGGAUGAACCGCCCAUUGACUGCUAUUGGCUUCUUUGAAGGUCUCGAAAGGGCAAUUACGGCCAUAACGGGCGCGGUGCCUCUUCAUGAACAGUCGCAAAAGAACCAAGACAAGCUGCCGACUGAAUAG
Messenger RNA from Trichoderma aggressivum f. europaeum, 786 nucleotides. RefSeq lists its product as uncharacterized. The record is from RefSeq and is a predicted model, not a curated record. Bases 1 to 786 code for a protein of 261 amino acids. Gene Ontology annotation, molecular function: oxidoreductase activity. Lineage: Eukaryota; Fungi; Ascomycota; Sordariomycetes; Hypocreales; Hypocreaceae. The transcript is spliced from 2 exons.